CACGUCGCCGAUGCGGACAUAUACGAUGAGUGGAGGAAUGCUGAUCGGCCGUGGCGUAAUGUGCGUGCUUGUCUGUGUGCAUGCGGUGUGAUGUGGAAUCGUAUUCGUACGGGUGCAUCGGAGUCCCUGCGCAAGAAUUUCUGCUCUCGGGAAUCUAGUCAGAUGAAGCGUCAACGCGGAGGGGCCUGGCCAUCAGACAACGGCAUUGGACCCACAUAUUCUCGGAGUUCUUCGGACCCAGAUGGUAAGAAGGUUUUCGCGCUACGCCAGGGGCCUUUGAGCGUUUCUCUGCGCAUGCAUGCUCGCGUGCUAUGCCCGAUUGCUUCGAGAUUCGUGCUAAAGGUCUCAGUCAUCCUCGGGUUGCAGGUGAGGUCCACAUCCAAACCCAGCAGGAACUUCGGGAAUGUGAGUUUACGGAGGGCUCGCAACUCGCCAACGAUCGUCUCGCUAAACGUCUAGCUGUACACACAUCCAAAUGGGAGAAUUUCGAUUGGGACCUUGAAGCCUUCGGAGUCCCGGUAAGUAAUCAUGGUUAUAGCCUCUUGGUGGUAUCAUUGCGCCAGGGAUUCUGGCAAGUGAUCAAUAAAGAUUUCCAGCGGAGAGUUGGCUGGAUUGUUAACCGCCUGGACGGUAUGUCUUUUAUGUUCCAUACGCGCCACUCUGCUCUUCGACGGGAUCUGAUCGAGCACUUCUUCAGGGAAUGGAAUACGAGGGCGGACGUGCUUACUCAUGCUGCCCGCGAGGGCAACGACAUAUUUCAGGAUCGUAUAGGGCAGGAGCCCAAUGAUAUUUUUAGUUUAUACAUGUAUUGUGUCAUCGAUUGUGGUUUCGAUGGCGGUGUGUCGACGGCUGGUGUCGGAGUCGGUUGCUGGAUUGAUGUCGGUCGUGUCUCGCGGACAUAUCGUAAGCCGAGCUCCGGAGAUGUUGUAUGGGCGGAGGUGUACAGUGCUGCUUUCUCUAUCAACAGCGCUGCAGUUACCAAUGCCGAAAUGUCGGCGAUUGAACAUAUCAUCGAUGUUCUUCCACGGGCCGUUUCCACAUACUUCGAGCUUGAAAUAUUGUGACUUGUGAUUGCGUUGUUUUCUUCGUGCUUGUGUGUUCUCAUGCAUGCGCGUGUGUCGAAUAAGAGCUUCGCUUGACUGUUACUUAUUCUAUAUAAGCUUCGCCCCCAAGCUGCCGCACUCGCUGUGGUGGGCGGUUUGGCUCACCCUGUAUGUUGCCCGUUUCUUGCUUGCGACUGGGCCAGACGGCCCGCGCAGUCGACCGCAAAGACCGCGAAACCAAGUCGUAGAGUUUCCUUGCGAUGUAGAUAAUGGCAUGCGGGCAAGGCA
This is a messenger RNA of Prorocentrum cordatum, 1331 nucleotides long. The record is from the annotation of a GenBank genome assembly. Lineage: Eukaryota; Dinophyceae; Prorocentrales; Prorocentraceae.